This is a messenger RNA of Arachis ipaensis, 1201 nucleotides long. RefSeq lists its product as uncharacterized. The record is from RefSeq and is a predicted model, not a curated record. Lineage: Eukaryota; Viridiplantae; Streptophyta; Magnoliopsida; Fabales; Fabaceae.
CUUUUUUUAUUUAUAAAAUAACUUUUCCACAUUUGAAUUAUGAACUUAUGAUUUUGAAGGGUGACACAAAAAACUCCCACUCCCACCCACCCAAAAUCAAAGACUAGAACUUGGACCUUUGAAAUGUUCCCCAAGCGUUUUCAGGACCCCAAAACAGGUUUCAAGAUGCUGAGUUCAAUGCAUGCCAAGAAAUACCUGAAGAAAAUUGGGUUUGAAAGUGAAGAUUACUUCUUUUGGAAACAAGUUGGGAAAGCCCUACUUUGCACCUACACCAUAAUGGGUGGUUUUUGGCUUUACAAUGGUGGAGCUUCAAAGUUGAAGCCUCAGCUGAAGGUAGACCAGGAGCGAGCCGAUAACCAGCAACGGCCAGAGGAAGAGCAGGAGCUAGACCAUAAACAGCACCAACAGUUCCCAUUGGCCAGCAAUUUAGAAGAAAUGAAGGAGUUUGUUUCUGAUAUUGGAACAAAGAUUGGUUUAAAAGGGAUGGUUGAGAAUGAUAAGGAGCUAGAUGGCAAGAAGUUUGAGCAGGAAGCACAGAAGUUGUGGAUGAAGAUGAGGAAUGAGGUUGUUUCUGAGCUUCAAGAGAAGGGAAUUGAUGUGGAAUGAAUACAAUUCAAUGCAAUGCAAAUGGCAAAUGCCAUUUCAUUUGUGAACUUGAUUGUGACUAGAGUAGAACACAACAUGUUAGGAAACAUAAUGCAUGGUUAGUAGUGAAGUAAUACUUUUCUGUGUAUAAAUAAAUGUUUAACAUUGAAUCGUUAUCAAAAUUGGACCGGAUCGGCCAUUUGGUCCGAACAAAAUUGGACCGGAUCGGCCAUUUGGUCCGAACGGCGGUGUACUAGCUGCUUGUUUUAUUCGGUUCUCCAAUUAGAUCGGAUAUGCACACAACUCCGGCAAACCUGGAAUGAACGGCCUAUUUUGAGAUCAAGCCGGACUGGUUCGAAGGCUAGAACGACACUGUAUUUGAGGUUGGAAAUAAUUCAAAAAUUUCAAGGUGUGUUACCCCUCCUCUACAACCAUUUAUGUUUGUAUAUUUAUCUAAUUAAAUAGAAUUCAACCAGUUUGACCAGUGAUUCAUUGGUGGUGGGUUCACUAAUAACCCUAUGUUUUGGCUGAGUUGAUUACUAAUCUGGGUUUAGUGAAUAUGCAUUGAAUGGUGAUAAAUGGAGGGAAAAAAUGAUUAGUAUCAACUUUCAAUUCA